CGCGGCUGAGGAGCCGACGGCUCUGACGCGGACUGGACCCGCUGAGGAGCUGUCCCGGCCGGGGGCGCACAGCGAGCUUCACCGAGAGGCCACUCGGUCCUCGGCCGCAGUCUCUUGUCUCAGACUGACGGCCGGGAGCACCAUGGCGUCCUCGGCUCACCUGGUCACCAUCAAGCGGAGCGGCGACGACGGCGCACACUUCCCGCUGACCCUCAGUUCCUGCCUGUUCGGAAGGAGUAUUGAAUGUGACAUUCGUAUCCAACUGCCUGUAGUGUCAAAAAAGCACUGUAAAAUUGAAAUCAAUGACCAGCAGGCAAUUUUGCAUAAUUUCAGUUCCACAAACCCAACACAAGUAAAUGGGGCUACUGUAGAUGAGCCUGUGCAGCUGAAGCAUGGAGAUAUAAUUACAAUCAUUGACCGAUCUUUUAGGUAUGAAAAUGGAAAUCAUGAGGAUGGAAGCAGAUCAACGGGAUUUCCAGGAAAAUCAUUUGGACAGGAACCGGUGCAGCAAGCCUCAAGAGCUAGCUUCUCUGAUCCUGAUGGGAAAGGUCAAGAUGCCAGCACUUCAAAAACCACUUCAAGAAGAUCUUUGGUGCAUGCCAAGAGGCUCUCUGGAGACAGUUCUGCCUCAGGUGGUUCAAAGGACAGUAUUACCAAAGAUCCAUCCAAUACCUGUUCUUCAGGGCAUGUAGAACAGCACAGUGGCAGAAACACAGAAGAGCCCACUUCUGAUGUUCUUUUUAAGAAGUCCAGGGCUGCAGGGAGCAGUUCCAGGGAACUGAAGUCUUCUCCUGCACAGAGCCUUAGCAACAGCAAGAAACAUGAAUCUCCCUUUGAGAAACUCUAUCAGUCAAUGAAGGAAGAGUUGAAUAUAAAAUCACAGAAACAGUCUCGUAGGAAGUCAGAACCACAACCUGAAUGUGCAGCAGGAAAAGAAACAUGGGAGACAAAGCUAUUGGUGUCAUGCAAGUCAAGAGCAAAAUCCAGUGGAAGCAUCCCUGGUCCUGCAGUCUCUUCACCCAAAGUAGGAAAGAUCUGGACUGAGGACCAGAGUAGUGCUGUGGGGCCUCUUCAGACUUCCACAGAGGCUCUGAGUUCCAGCUUCUCGCUCGCUGAGACAGCUGAAAUGAAGACCCCUGUGCGGAAUUCACAGCAACUUAAGAAUGAAGAGUCCCACGUUAGUGGCAUAAGAGAAUCUGUGAAUCUGAAUGAAAGUGAAGGUGCCAAGGCAGAUUAUAAGAUAGUCACUCCUAGGAAGCUGGCAACUAGAAACCAAACUCCAGUGAAAGUUGAAGGUGCUGCCAGCCCUGCUGGUAAACCAGAAAACAUCUCUUGCAAAAAGAGGAAGAGUCUUCCUGCAAAGAUAGAAGUGCUGUCUACGGAAACACAAAGCCAGUUCUCUUCAGCUCAUCACCUUGCUUCAGACGAAAAGAAAACUCCAAAGGAUUCCUUCAGCAAGCCUGAGAAAUUGGCCACAGCAGCUAGGCAAAUUUACUCUGGGCUACCUGGUCUUAGUUCCGUUGAUAUCAGCAAUUUUGGUGACUCCGUUAACAAGAGUGAGGGAAUGUCUUUGAAGAGAAGACGUGUAUCCUUUGGUGGUCAUCUGAGACCCGAGUUAUUUGAUGAAAACUUGCCUCCUAAUACACCACUCAAAAGAGGAGAAACACCGACCAAGAGGAAGUCACUUGCCCCUCACACUCCAUCAGUCCUGAAGAAAAUUAUCAAGGAACGACCUCAGUCACCAGGGAAACAAGAGUCUCCUGGAAUAACUCUACCAAGCCCAAAUGAUCAAAGACGCAGAUCAGGCAGGAGUGCACCUGCUUCCAGUGGCAGCGAAUCCUUACCUCAGACAGACACUCCCAAGAAAGCAAGCAGGAAGAGUGGCAACCUGCCUGCCAAGAGAGCAUCUAUCAGCCGAAGUCAGCAUGACAUUUUACAGAUGAUUUCCUCCAAAAGAAGGAGUGGUGCUUCUGAAGCCAACUUGAUUGUUGCAAAAUCAUGGGCAGAUGUUGUAAAACUUGGCACGAAACAAACACAGACAAAAGUUGUAAAACAUGUUCCUCAAAAGCAGGCGAGCAAAAGACAAAGAAGACCUAAUACUCCCAAGAAACCUACAAGCAGCCUUCACAAUCAGUUUAGCACAGGCCAUGCAAACUCUCCCUGUACCAUUGUAAUAGGAAGAGCUCAGAUUGAAAAAGUAAGCAUGCCUGCUCGGCCCUACAAAAUGCUGAACAACUUGAUGUUAAACCAAAAAAUUGACUUCAGUGAAGAUCUGUCAGGACUAACUGAAAUGUUCAAGACUCCAGUGAAGGAGAAGCAGCAGCAGAUGAAUGACAUGGGCUCCAUUCUCUCCAAUUCAGAGAAUUUACCCGAAAAACAGUUUCAAGUAACUAAUUCAGGAGACAAACCUCUGCCUUUCACCUCAGAAAUUUUGGGAGAAAAUGCGCUCUCCAGUACCCAGAAUGCAGCAAAGGAACCGUCUGAUAAAUAUUCUGCAAGUCCUACUUUAAGACGGAGAAGCAUCAAAAAUGGAAACACUGUGCAAACUCCUGAGAAUGUCCAAAACAUUACUCACCUGGAAAAGAAGACUCCAGGCUCUGUGACAGAGCCUCUGAAGACAGUAUCCAGUGUGAGGAAGUUACGAAGGUCUAGAGAACUCAGACAUACACUUGGAGAAAGUAUGAAUGAAAGCACAGAGGCAGACCUUGACCAGGGCAUCAUAGUAAGAUACUUAAGGAAGACAUCACUGCAAGGACAAGAAGUGGAUCAACGGGUACAGGACAGUGAAAAGUGUUCACAAAGAUUCAAGGAAAGUGUUGAAUUAAAAGAAGAUCCAGAAAAAACAUCAGCUAUGAGAUCAAGUGCCAGGAAGCAGAAGCCAGCGAAAGACUUAAUAGGAAGUCAGAUGGUCACUCAAACAGCAGCCUGUCCUGAGGAACUAUUUAAUCAAGAAAAGGGAACCACAGAAAAACCAGAGGAAUCCAUGCACAAACAAAGUACACCAAUAAGUGAUGGUCAAAGAGCUGCAAAACAGAAAGGGGACAAAGUCCUUUGCAAAACCCCACAACCUACAACAGAUAACACCAAAACAAGCACGAAACCAUGGCACAGCACAUCUGGGAAGAAAGUAGACAUGAAGGAAGAACACUCUGAACAAAAGAAGUUUGUGCACAUGUCAGGAGGAACCAGGCAUACUCCCAAAGUUCCAGAACUUGUACACGGGGGAAUUAAAGCUUUGAAAGAAUCUGAAAAUCGAAUGCUGGACCUGACUGUAACUGGUAGCAAGAAGCCAGUAGGAAAAGCUAAAGAGAAGGCUCAGCCCAUGCAAGACCUGACUGGUUUCCAUGAACUCUUUUUAUCACCGGUCCCUGGUGACAAAAUCACAAAAAUGUUCAAUAAAUCACCAUAUCCAGAAUUUCCAGAACUGGCCAGAACCCCAGCAAGCAUUAAGAGACUGUCUAAGACAGGUCUUGGUAAGGGGGAUGUGAGAGAAGAGCUUUCAACACUUGGGAAACGAACAAAGUCACCAGGCAGAACCUCACACACACCCAUAGCAUCAGAGCUAGAAGAGAAUGAUACCACAGCCUUUGUGGAAACUCCAAAGCAGAAACUGGAUUUCACAGAGAAUUCAACAGGAUCUAAGAGAAGGUCACGGACACCUAAGAUGAGGGCUCAACCCCUAGAAGACCUGGAUGGCUUCCAGGAACUCUUCCAAACUCCAGCUGGUGCCAGUGACCCAGUAACUGUUGGGGAAACUACAAAGGUGUCUUUGGAAUCUCUACAACCCGCACAUAUCAGAACCCCAGCAAGCACAAAGAGACUGUCCAAGGCAGGUCUUGAUAAGGCAGAUGAGAAAGAAGAGCUUUCAACACUUGGCAAACGAUCAAAGUCGCCAGGCAGAGCCUCACGCACACCCACAUCAGCAGGGCAGCAGGAAAAAGGAAUAAAAGAAAUUAUGGAAACUUCAAGUAAGAAACUGGAGCUUUUAGGAAAUUUAACAGGGUCUAAGAAACAGUCUAGAACACCUAAGAAAGAGGGCCAAUCUCUAGAAGACCUUCCUGAUUGCCAGGAGCUCUUCCAAACACCAGACCCAUUGGUUGUUGGCAUAACCAAAAGAAUGUCCUUUAAUUCCCCACAACCAGAUCCUGUCAUAACCCUAAGAAGCAUAAAGAGACAGUCUAGGGCAAGUAUGGGUAAAAUGGAAGUGAAAGAAGAAUUUUCAGAAUCAGAGAAAUGCCAACAAAUAGAAAAGGCCAUAGACACACUCCAAGUAUCAAAUGAUAGCAAUGUCAUUAGAGCACCGAAGCAAUCUGCAAAGCGGAAACUGGAUUCAGCAGCUAGUUUGCCUAGCAGCAAGAGGCUACGACGUGUAUCUAAGGAUAAGACACCAUGCCUGGAAGACCUUAGUGGUUUCCAACAGCUUUUCCAAACACCAGGCCAUUCUAAGGAUUCACUGGCUAUUGGUGAAACUUUAAAAAUGCCCACCAAAUCUCCACAGUCAGGACCACUUAGAAACCACACCAGCAGAAAGAGUCUGCCCAAGAUCAGUCUCAGUAAAACAGAUGUGACAGAAGAACUUUCAGCUCUCCAGAAGCAGUCACCAGGCAAAGCCCCCACAGCAUCAGUACAAAUGGGUGAAGGAAUACAAGCAAUUAGGAAGACUUCAAAGGAGAAACUAGAGACUGCAGUAAGUGUAAUUGAGUUUACAAGACAGAGAAGAGCACCUAAGGUAAAAGCUCUACCUCUGGAAGACCUUGAUGGCAUCCAAGAACUCUUCCAAACACCAGACCACAGCAUUGAUCCAGUAAUUGGUAACAAAAGAACAAGUAUGUCCUUGAGAUCUCCACAACCAGGGAUUGUUAGAACCUUACAAACAUCAAAGAGACUAGCCAAGACAAGUCUUGGAAAAGAGCAUAUGAGAGAAGAGAUCUCCUCAGUGAAUAUACUUGGGUGUGCUGUAGGGGAGAAUGAACACACAUCCAGACUUCAAGAAGAUGAUGGGAGAGAGAACAAGGAUCUGGAGGAAUCUAGGAUUCUCACACUAGGCCCAUCAGUAAAUGUAACUGGCAGCAAGAAGCAGCGAGGGACACAUAAGAAAAGGUCUGAGUCCCCAGAAGACAUAUUUGAUCUUCAGGAACUCUUCCAAACACCAGCUAGUCAUAAAGACUCAGUGACUCUUCAUGAAACUACAAAAAUGUCUUUGGAAUCUUCAGAACAUUUCAGAACCCCAGCAAGCACAAAGAGACUGUCCAAGGCAGGUCUUGGUAAUGCGGAUGAGAGAGAAAAGCUUUCAGCACUUGGGAAACGAACAAAGUCACUAGGCAGAGCCUCGCAUAUAGCCAUAGCACCAGUGCUCAAAGAGAAUGAUACCAGAGCCCUUGUGGAAACUCGAAAGCAGAAACUGGAUUUCACAGAGAAUUCAGCAGGAUCUAAGAGAAGGUCACGGACACCUAAGAUGAGGGCUCAACCCCUAGAAGACCUGGAUGGCUUCAUGAGGGCUCAACCCCUAGAAGACCUGGAUGGCUUCCAGGAACUCUUCCAAACUCCAGCUGGUGCCAGUGACCCAGUAACUGUUGGGAAAACUACAAAGGUGUCUUUGGAAUCUCUACAAGCAGAGCCAGUCAGAACCCCAGCAAGCACAAAGAGACUGUCUAAGGCAGGUCUUGGUAAGGUGGAUGUGAGAGAACAACUCUCUCCGCUGAAUAAACGAACGUGUUCAGCACAGGAAGACAUGCAUGUACUCAGACUUUCAGAAAAUGAUGUCACAGGAACCAAAGAUUUAAAGGAAUCUGCAGCUCAGAUAUUAAACCCAGCAGUGAGUGUAACUAGCAGCAAGAGGCAGCAAGGGGCAUGUAAGAAAAAGUCCCAGUUCCCAGAAGACCUCUCUGGUCUCCAGGAGCUCUUCCAAACACCAGGCCAUGACAAGGAUUCAUUGGCAGGUGAUGAGCUCACAAAAAUGCCCCACAGAUCUCUGCCACCAGAGCCAAUAAACACUUCAGUAACCUCACAGAGACAGUCCAGAACUAGACGGAUGAAAGUUCAUGUGAAAAGUGAACCAUCAGGAGACAGAAUGCUUCCGCAAAUGUCAGAGGAAAUCAUGGACAUAUCUAGAGUACCUGAAUGUGAAGGCAAGGGCAUUAGAACAAGGAAGCAAUCUGUAAAACGGAAAUUGGACACAGCAGUCAGUGUGCCCAGCAGCAAGAGACAACGAGUUGCACGAGCAGAAAAAGCACAGACCCUAGAGGAUCUGCCUGAGUUCCAAGAGCUCUACCAAACUCCAAGCUUGGCAGUGGAGCCAGUGAUUGUUGACAAAACCACAAAGGUGCCCAGCAAAUCUCCAGAGCCUGUGGACAUAACUUCAGAAACACAGACAGGAAGAAGACUCAGGAGAGUGGGUGUGAUGAAAGAGCCUCUAGCACAAAGAAAGACUACAAGAGUGUUGCGGGAAACCAGAAACACAUACAAAGAGCCUGUGGGUGACAACAAAGAUGUCAAAGAGUUUAAGGAAUCUUCAAUGCAGAAACAAGACCCAGCUGUAAUUUUAACCGGUAGGAGGAGGCAACCAAGGACACUUAAGGAGAAGACCCAACCCUUGAAGGAGCUGCCCAGCAUCCAAGAGGAAACAGCCACAAGAAUAUCUUGUGAAUUUCCACAACCAGAAGAAAAGGAAAGCUCAGCAUCUUCAAAGAGGCAGCUCAGAAUACAACUGUGCAAAGUAGGUGUGAAAGAAGAGCCCACAGCUCAGAGAAAGCCACGAGGCAGGGUAACCAGGAAUACACUCAAAGAGCCCAUGAGUGAUAGUGGAAAUGCUGAAGAGCUUAAGGAGUCUACAAAGCGGAAGAUUGACCCAGUAGCAAGUGUGCCUGUCAGCAAGAGGCCACGGAGGGUACCCAGAGAAAAGACACAACCCCUGGAAGUCAGUGGACCCAUAGAACCAGUCCAAAUUCCAGGUCACACUGAGGAAUUAGCAAGUGAUGAAAGACCCACAAGGGUGCCCUGUGAUUCUCUACAACCAGAGCAAGCAGACAACCUCCAGACCUCACCAAGACGUCUUAGGACAAGAUGUGGGAAAAUAGAGGUGGACCAAGAACCUUCAGUAGUGAAGAAGACAGUGCCAACAUCAAGGCAAACUACACGAUCCCGCAAGGUCCCUGUAAUUGAUGACAAAGACACCCAAGCUUCAAAAGAGUCUGGAGAGCAGCAAUUAGAAACAGUUGCCAAUGUAACUGGCAACAGGAGGCAGCUAAGGGCACAUAAGAAUGAGGUCCAACCUUGUGAAGUCCUGGGUAACUCCAAAAAAUUAAUUCAAAUAUCAGAGCACACUGAGAAACUAAGGCAUGACACCAGUACCCUUAAGAGCACGAUACAGCAAAUGCCAGACCCCAUAAAACCUCUGAGAACAAGCAGGAGAGUGCUAAGGGCCUCUAAAGAGGACACUGUGGAAACUGUGGAAAUGUUGGUGGAUACCAGAGACCCUGCAGAAUCACAAAGCAAAAGCAACACUUUUCUGUCCCCCAAGAGAAAGCCUGCAAGAGGUGGAGGCGGUCCAAGAACCAGGGGGUUGUGCUCUGUGACUCCAAAUCAGGAAGCAAUAGAUGAGAAACCUGCACCUAAGAAACAGAGGGCUGCUCCCAGCAAGAGGCACGUGUCACCUGAGCCUGUGGAGAUGAAACACCUGAGAAUCAUGUCAAGCAAAACUGAACCAGUGGAAGAGCAGAUUAGCAAUGUCAUGAAAACAGAAGAGGAAGCCCAAGUAGAAAACUCAACCCCUCCAGAUCAGAAAAUGCCUCUGCCCUCCAGAUACCGAAAAAAAAACAGUGAAAAACAUCCAAGGCCCAAGGUUGGUGCAUCUACAGAGAAGGAUGGGAUGAAGACAAACGAGAAGACCAUGAAGAGCUCCCAGGAGACAGAGCUGCAGAGCACAGAUGAUGGAGCCAAGAAGUCUCCAUCUAGGGGCAAAGGCAGUGGGAAAAGAACUUGCUUAAGGUCUGGAGGACAGAGUGAGAUUCCCCAGCCUCGUGCAGCAGAGCAGAAAACAAGUGAGACUGCUGCAAAAAUCUUGAAGACGCAGAAAGAG
Messenger RNA from Microtus ochrogaster (prairie vole), 8077 nucleotides. It is a transcript of the gene Mki67, whose product is annotated as marker of proliferation Ki-67. Gene Ontology annotation, cellular component: nucleus; chromosome. Gene Ontology annotation, molecular function: protein binding. The annotation marks the transcript as partial. The record is from RefSeq and is a predicted model, not a curated record. The transcript has 14 exons. Gene Ontology annotation, biological process: regulation of mitotic nuclear division; regulation of chromosome segregation. Lineage: Eukaryota; Metazoa; Chordata; Mammalia; Rodentia; Cricetidae.